Jatropha curcas is the source of this 1275-nucleotide messenger RNA. RefSeq names its product inositol diphosphatase DSP1. Gene Ontology annotation, cellular component: cytoplasm. The record is from RefSeq and is a predicted model, not a curated record. Gene Ontology annotation, molecular function: phosphatase activity. Gene Ontology annotation, biological process: protein dephosphorylation. NCBI's taxonomy places the organism in Eukaryota, Viridiplantae, Streptophyta, Magnoliopsida, Malpighiales, Euphorbiaceae.
AUUGCUUUGCGGUCUCCACCUUCCAAAUGUCCCUAUAAAUACAUACGGCCAUCACCACCACAAUAACCACCAGCGCCACCGGUUAUCUUGUUUUUGUCAAUAAAGAGCCCAACUCCUUUUCCUUUCCUUUUUAACUGUCAAAAAGUUUAGAAAGCAUCACUACCUAACAGAACAUCCCUCGUGAUUCACAGCCACUGUCCCUUUAAAAUUUUUCUCAUGAAAGUAGACCACAUAACCGCCGCCGCCGCCGCCGCCAAUUCUGAAGGUGAGAUGUGCAAGACCUUAGAAGUCGCGGCUGUUGACUGUCGCGGUCUCUCGCUUUCACCACCAGCAGUCUUAUCAUCUCCGGUCGUCACCGGAGAUGAAUUCGCCUUUAUUCCACCAUUAAACUUUUCCAUGGUUGAUAAUGGCAUAUUCAGGUCAGGCUUUCCUGACUCUGCUAACUUUUCCUUUCUUCAAACGGUUGGUCUCCGCUCCAUCAUAUGCCUAUGUCCUGAGCCUUAUCCAGAGCCAAACACUGAAUUUCUUAAGGUCAAUGGGAUUAGGCUUUUUCAGUUCGGGAUCGAAGGUUAUAAGGAGCCUUUUGUAAACAUCCCUGAGGACACAAUUCGUGAAGCACUAAAAGUUGUCAUUGAUGUGAGGAAUCACCCUGUUUUGAUACACUGCAAACGAGGGAAGCAUCGAACUGGUUGUGUUGUGGGCUGCUUGAGAAAAUUGCAAAGGUGGUGUCUUUCAUCCAUCUUUGAUGAGUACCAGCGAUUUGCAGCUGCCAAGGCUAGAGUUGCCGAUCAAAGGUUCAUGGAGCUAUUUGAUGUUUCUUCCUUAAAGCAUAUCCCUCUGACAUUUUCAUGCUCGAAAAGGUAAACAACUACUUGGACUAAAUGGAUUUUGGUUUUCAUAUUUGUUAGGCAAACGGAAUCCUAGCCACAUCCUGCUUUGCAAUAAAUAGGAAAAAGAAUAAUUCUUUUUUUUUUUCCUUGUCCGGUAAAAGGGGAGUAUAUAAAUUGGCUUGUUCUACACAUGCUACAACUAAUGUUGUAGAUCGCUCCUGAUUCUUCUGAUUGUAAGGUGUAUCAAGGUUUAACAUGACACUCGAUUCAAAAUUGCUGCUCUAGCCAAUGAUUGUAAGGAGAGGCAUUGCAGCUGGAAAGGCUUUGGGUACUCGUGAAUCUUGUAUUGCAGUUGAUAGGAGGGAAAGAGAAAGAAAACUUGGUCUGUAUUGUGUAUUUUGAUAAAUAAUAUUAAAAUACUAUUAAAAAAAAAAAAAAAAAAAAA